Messenger RNA from Paralichthys olivaceus (Japanese flounder), 4037 nucleotides. RefSeq names its product thyrotroph embryonic factor-like. Gene Ontology annotation, molecular function: DNA-binding transcription factor activity, RNA polymerase II-specific; RNA polymerase II cis-regulatory region sequence-specific DNA binding. NCBI's taxonomy places the organism in Eukaryota, Metazoa, Chordata, Actinopteri, Pleuronectiformes, Paralichthyidae. Gene Ontology annotation, biological process: regulation of transcription by RNA polymerase II. The record is from RefSeq and is a predicted model, not a curated record. Gene Ontology annotation, cellular component: nucleus.
AACUGACAGCCAAUCAGCGUGUACUAUUCUGCGAGUGGGCGGGGCGUGCGACUCAUGAAUAUCGAACAGGAGCGCGCGGAGUGCACGUAGAUCCGCGGGGUCGAGAGUAGCGUUGUGUUGUGUUUGCGCCUGAGAAGCGUUUUUGGUUUUCACACACGUGCCCUGAACGGCUGCAGCGGAGAGACAGUGAGAGGUUCCCCCGGUGCAGGAGGCAGCAGCUCCCGGUAACGUUCUUCUGGAUCAUCGCCCCCCGGUGUGCGCACGGAGCUCAGCAGCGAACAAUGCCUGGUAAAGCCGCGGUGGCAGUGGCGCCGAAGCCCGGUGCCAACGUCGUGACGGUGGCUCCGCAGAAGUCGUUUCCGUUUGUUUUGAAGAAGAUCAUGGACAUCCCUCCUCCGAACAUCCUGGAGGAGGGAGACGACGAAAUAGAGAAGGAGAAGCUCUGCUCAUCUGAGGAUGUGGAGGGAGGCGGGGCAGAGUCAGCCAGCGCUGUUGUUGUUGUUGGUGGUGGUGGCGGCAGCGGAGGAGGCGUGUCAGCCUCCCUGACCCCUGCCAUUUGGGAUAAGACCAUUCCCUAUGAUGGAGAGACCUUCCACCUGGAAUACAUGGACCUUGACGAGUUCCUCCUGGAGAACGGCAUCCCCGUCAGCCUGGAGGAGGGCCUGCAGAAGACGCUGACCUCCGUGGAGGGCAAAGGCAAAUCCAUCGCCAAGGUUGCUGCUCCUGCUACUACUACUAGUACUACUCCUCCUCCUCCUCCUGCUGCUGCUGCUGCUGCUGCUGGUGUUUCAGCCUCAGCAUCCCCCCCCUCUGCCUCCAGCACCACCUCCACUGUCACCUCAGAACCAGAGGAGACAGUGACGAUCACCACCUUACAACCAGCUAAACUAGAGGAAGAGGAAGAUGAAGAGGAGGAAGAGGAAGAAGAAGAAGAAGAAGAAGAAGAGGAAGGACAAGACGAGGAAUCUCAGUGUGAGGAGGCAACAGCAGAAGUGAAGGAGAAGAAACCAGAACGCAGCACGCCCUCCCCCAUUGACCCAGAUGCAAUUGAGUUGGACAUUAACUUCCAGCCAGAUCCCACAGACCUGGUCCUGUCCAGUGUUCCGGGAGGAGAACUGUUCAACCCACGCAAACACAAGUUCUCCGACCAGGAGCUGAAGCCGCAGCCCAUGAUCAAGAAGGCCAAGAAAGUGUUUGUUCCUGACGAACACAAGGAUGAGAAGUACUGGUCCAGGAGGAAGAAGAACAACUUGGCAGCGAAGCGCUCCCGUGACGCCCGGCGGCUGAAGGAGAACCAGAUCACGGUGCGCGCCUCCUUCCUGGAGCGGGAGAACGCGGCGCUGAGGCAGCAGGUGGCCGAGAUGCGGAAGGACUGCGGCCGCUGCAAGAACAUCCUGGCCCGGUACGAGGCGAAGUAUGGCCCGCUGUAGAGAAGUCAGAAUAUAACCCAUGAAGUGUCACUGAGACAAAAGCAGAAGUCCCUUCCCCGCAAAAUUCAACACAGACAUAAAAUACCAAGGGAAUCUCAAUUUGCACUUUUGUCAUUGCUGGCCACCAGUCACUGUGUUCUGUGCUCUAGUUGUUGUUGAUUUCAACCUGAUGCUGGAGUUUUGGAUACACACUGGCAGGCAGUGAGGCAUGAUGGGAGCGGUGGUCACAGGACGGCCUGUGGAGAGCGCCUGGCUCCUACACUCACAGAGCAAAGGGGAAGAUCGUGGAAACUCCCGAGGUCACACACACAUGAAGUCUUGGUCUGUCUCGAGACGGUUUCAGAGACGUUGGGGAGUAAGAAAAGAGCAGGCUGGUACAAAAGAGUCACACGUUUUUAAAAAAACGACGACACACAAUUCCAUUUUCCUCACUGCAUAGCAGCUCUCCCUAAAGGACCAAAGCAUGAGUAACGUCAGCUAGAAGUCGUGUAUUUAGAAAGGGGCACGUGGUCCCUCACGUUUCCUUGUGUUGCACUUACGUUUGUGUCAGUACUUCCUUUAAAAAAAGUCCAGCUGAGGCUCAGAGGGAAGAUGUUUACGGCAGGGGAGGAGAGGGACAGAUGAAAACAUGAAUUCAGGAGCAGGACGUGGAUUCGCAGCCUGAAAAGAGAGAGAGAGAGAGACACGAGUCAAAGAGCUCAGGUCAGCGGAGGAGGAAAUGAGGAGAGUUCGAUAGUGGCGAGAUGAAGUCACAGUUAAUUCCCUCUUUGUAAUCCACAUCUGCACACACAAAAAUACAAAACACUUUGUAUAUAUGUUCAUCUACCAGCAUCACAUACAAAUGUGUGUGUAUCAGUGUGUUAUUCAUUUUUGCACCUUUUCUUAAAGAGGAGGUGUGUAAAGAUUUCUAGUGGUGGCAGGUAUCUGAACUUAUUUACCACAGUGGGAGACUUAGUAGCUUAUGAGGCAAAUAAAAACAAAAUGCAUGACCUACAGUUUAAAGCUACUGUUUCCUUUUCCACUAACCUCAGAUCAGCUUCCAGAGCCUCACACAAUAUUUUAUUUAAAAAAGACAGAUUUUGGGCGACCGGUGGUUUUAAGAGGGGAGAGAUGGAGCGAGUUUUUUUCCUGUACGUUCCUGUUUUGCGGACAAAGGCAAACGUUCGAUGAUCUCCAGGGCCCUCGCCUCUGGAGGGGUACGUUCAUAUAUAGGGAUGUUUAUUUUACUGCACACUGCAAGUAGAGGGGGCUGGAGCCACUGCCUGCUCAUGGUGUAGUGACGGCUGGAUUGAUUUUUAAAAAACAUUUAGCCAGGUCCAAGGUGGACUGCUUCUGAAUCUUGUAAUUAAAUGAUUGUCUCACGGUCUUUAUUUCUUACGACAGGAAUCCAGACUGUGUCUUUAUUAACCCAAUACUAUUCCUUAUAUCUGCCAAAUAGUCAAUGAGUGCUGUAUUUAUUCUGAUGGUAAUAAUGCAUCUGUUGAUUGUGAUGUACAACAAUAUGUCAGAUUAUUCCAUUUCCUUUGAGAAUCAAUAUUUACAUUGAUGAAACCAAUGACAAAGCAGGGAUUUAAAUGGGUAAACUGUGCUUUUGGAUAUUUAUUUUAACAACAGAUUUAUAUCGUUAAAAGGUUUUUACAUACAGUAAGUGUCUGACCAGCAAAAGGACAAGACACACUCUUAUUUACCUCAUCCACCACUUCUUGUUUUGAAUGGGUAAAGGUUUAGCAGGGCUACAGGGAGGUGCACGCUGAAGCAGAGAGCACAUACAGAGCAGCUCAGCUCCUUUUGGCAAAACCUCGAAUCCCACUUCAAGGUUGUUUUUAUCCAAAGUGGCUGAGUUUGUGUUUGGAUUAGCAAAUACAUUACGGACUGUUACAGGACUCUAUAUCUCAAGUGUCUUUGACUGAUGCAGAUCAUGUGGUCGGUCGGCUUGUGCUCAUAACCGCCAUAAUCUUGGAAAGGAAAAUAAAUAUGGCAAUAAUACUCUGUUGUGUAAUGCUCGUUUAAUUUCAGUGAUGUUGUAUGUACAAGUUGCUAUGAUGUACUAAAUAGAAAUGCCCCUAAGUCCUUUGUGCUUCCAGUUUAGAUCCUCUGUAGUCCAGGAUCCUAAUGCAUGAAACCCAGUAAACUUGUAUUUCUUUUUAUUCUUGACUAUUAUACACCAAGUGUACUUACAUCUGUAAACCAUCACUGAAAACUCGAUAUGUUUUUGGAUGGGUGGGCUGAUGGCCUGUUGUACAGUUCGGUCAAAAAGGAACAUCUCAGCUCUGAUGUCUUGUGUUUGCGUGACAGCGUGUGCAGCCAGUGCUCGACCUUGAGGUACACACGAGCUGAAAACAGCAUCUUUUGAUCACUGUGUGGAUUGUUGUUGUUUUUUUGACUCCGGAUCGAUCUAGAUCUAGAUACACUGGAUCAGUUGGUGCUUCUGUGUUUUCUCAACAGUCCCCGUGUUUCAUUUUCCACCUGGUGUAGAGGAACUGACAUCUCUCAGCAGUGUAAUUUAUUUACAAACUUGACACCGACUGCAUUGUGCGGUUUCUACAUCAGUGGAGUUGAUGGAUGCAAAACUUUGAGUUGUUUUAAAAAAAAAAAUUAAAAAAAAAA